Molecule: messenger RNA, 3645 nt
Organism: Nakaseomyces glabratus
Lineage: Eukaryota; Fungi; Ascomycota; Saccharomycetes; Saccharomycetales; Saccharomycetaceae
Gene: SPF1
Product: ion-transporting P-type ATPase SPF1
Biological process (GO): intracellular calcium ion homeostasis; transmembrane transport
Cellular component (GO): endoplasmic reticulum membrane
Molecular function (GO): ATPase-coupled monoatomic cation transmembrane transporter activity; ATP binding; P-type ion transporter activity
Source: RefSeq, a predicted model, not a curated record
AUGGCUGAUAAAGUGAAUAGUCCUAUUGUAAAGGACUCACAGCUGCUGAUACCUAAGAGUUUGACAGCACGUCCAUACACUCUACCAUUCUUUCCAUUGUAUGCUACAUUUGCUCAGAUUUAUUUCCAACAGUAUGAUACUUACAUUAAGGGCCCAGAAUGGACUUUCGUCUAUUUGGGUACAAUUGUCAGUUUGAAUAUUUUGGUUCUGUUACUUCCAGAAUGGAAUAUUCAACUUGCUGCUAAGUUUAAGUAUAACAAGGUUGAUAACAUUAAUGAAGCUACACACAUUUUGAUAAAUACCACCCCAAACAAUGGUUCCUCUGAUAUUGUUAAAAUUGAACGCGCUAAUGAAAUGGGUGAAUUGCAAACUUUUUUCCAAUUCCAAAAGAAAAGAUUCUUGUGGCAUGAAGAUGAACAACAAUUCUCUUCACCCAAGUUUUUGAUAGAUGGAACUCCGAAGAUCAGUGAAUUUCAAAAUUUCAAAGGUCAUAAAGGUGAUUUGACCCAUUUGAGAAGACUUUAUGGUAACAACGAGUUUGACAUCCCAAUUCCAACUUUCUUGGAGUUGUUCAAGGAACAUGCAGUUGCUCCUCUUUUUGUCUUUCAGGUUUUCUGUGUUGCAUUGUGGCUUUUGGAUGAAUACUGGUAUCUAUCUUUAUUCAAUUUGUUCAUGAUCCUAUCCAUGGAAGCAGCCUCUGUGUUCCAGCGUUUAACCGCAUUGAAGGAGUUUAGAACAAUGGGUGUUAAACCUUAUGCGAUCAAUGUCUUGAGAGAUGGUAAAUGGGUGGAAAUGCAAACGAAUGAAUUAUUGCCCAUGGAUGUCGUUUCCGUUGUGAGAACAGCAGAGGAUAGUGCUCUUCCUUGUGAUUUGAUCUUGGUUGAUGGUACAUGUAUUGUUAACGAGGCUAUGUUGUCAGGUGAAUCUACUCCGUUGUUGAAGGAAUCUAUUAGAUUGCGCCCUGGUAAUGAAGAGCUACAAAUCGAAGGAACUGAUAAAAUUUCCGUUCUACAUGGAGGUACAAAGGUUUUGCAAGUGACUACACCAGAAAAAACCGGCAAGGUCCCAUCUCCACCUGAUGGAGGUGCUAUUGCUAUCGUCACCAAAACUGGUUUCGAAACUUCCCAAGGUUCUUUGGUUCGUGUUAUGAUUUAUUCUUCGGAGCGCGUUGGUGUUGACAAUAAAGAGGCUCUAUACUUCAUUUUGUUCUUGUUGAUUUUUGCUGUUGUUGCAUCAUGGUAUGUCUGGGUUGAAGGUACAAAGAUGGGUAGGGUACAAUCCAAAUUGAUCUUAGAUUGUAUCCUGAUUAUCACCUCUGUUGUUCCACCUGAGUUGCCAAUGGAACUGACUAUGGCUGUCAACAGUUCUUUGUCGGCAUUGAGCAAAUUUUAUGUUUACUGUACUGAACCAUUCAGAAUCCCAUUUGCAGGUAGAAUUGAUGUUUGUUGUUUUGAUAAGACCGGUACCUUAACUGGUGAAGAUCUGGUAUUUGAAGGAUUAGCUGGGUUAUCAAGUGAUCCAAAGGAUAUUCGUCAUUUAUAUUCUGCCACUGACUGUCCUAACUCAACUUCGCUGGUUGUUGGUGCUGCUCAUGCCCUUGUUAGACUUGAAGAUGGUGAAAUUGUUGGUGAUCCUAUGGAAAAGGCUACUUUGAAGGCUUUGAAAUGGACUGUUGAGAAAGGUGAUAAGGUAUUUAAUGAAAAAAAUGGCCAAGUUACAAUUUUGCGUCGUUUCCAAUUUUCCUCUGCUCUAAAAAGAUCAUCAUCUGUUGCUACUCAUGAUGGUAAACUUUACUCUGCUGUUAAAGGUGCUCCGGAAACAAUCAGGGAAAGACUUUUCACUAUCCCUGCUAAUUAUGAUGAGAUUUAUAAGUCCUUUACACGUUCUGGUUCUAGAGUUCUAGCUCUCGCUUCCAAGAAGCUUGAGAAAAUGUCUCAGUCACAAAUUGAAGAUGCUGACAGAGAGCACUUCGAAAGAGAUCUGGAAUUUAACGGUUUCUUAAUCUUCCAUUGUCCAUUAAAACAUGACGCCAUUGAGACUAUUCAAAUGUUGAAUGAAUCUGCACAUCGUUGUGUCAUGAUUACCGGUGAUAACCCAUUAACCGCUGUUCAUGUAGCAAAGGAGGUAGGAAUUGUUAAGGGUGAAACUCUGAUAGUGGAUAUGGUUGAUAAUGGUAAUGAUGACAAACUUGUUUUCAGAAAUGUUGAAGAGACAUUGAGUUUCGAAUUUGUUGUUAGUAAGGAUUCCUUUGAAAAGUAUGGUAUAUUUGACAAAUACGAUCUUGCGGUAACCGGGCAUGCUCUAGAGGCAUUAAAAGGACACCACCAACUGCAAGAUUUGAUUCGUCAUGCUUGGAUUUAUGCUCGUGUUUCUCCAGCACAAAAGGAAUUUAUUUUGAACAAUUUGAAGGAUAUGGGAUACCAAACGUUAAUGUGUGGUGACGGUACUAAUGAUGUUGGUGCUUUGAAGCAAGCUCACGUUGGUGUAGCAUUGUUAAAUGGUACUGAAGAAGGUUUAAAAAAAGUCGCCGAACAACGUAGACUAGAUAGUAUGAAGGAAAUAUAUGACAAACAGACCGCUUUCUUGGCUAGAUGGGGUAAACCUCCAGCACCAGUUCCAGAAAACAUUGCCCAUUUGUAUCCUCCUGGUCCUUCAAAUCCUCAUUAUCUAACUGCCCUAGAGAAGAAGGGCACAGUCAUUACUCCUGAAAUUAGAAAGAUGGUUACUGAAGCUAAUAAUAAGCCUGUGGAAAUCGCUGCACCAAGUACAGAAAAACCAGCAGCAAACGACCUAGCUAGUAUGAUCUUGAGUGGGGCUAGCGAAAGUCAAGAAGAUGGAGAGACUCCUACCUUGAAACUUGGUGAUGCAUCUUGUGCUGCUCCAUUUACCUCAAAAUUAGCUAAUGUUUCUGCUGUUACAAAUAUCAUUCGUCAAGGUCGUUGUGCUCUAGUUAACACAAUCCAAAUGUACAAAAUUCUAGCCUUGAACUGUUUGAUUAGCGCAUAUUCUUUAUCUAUUAUUUACAUGGCUGGUGUUAAAUUUGGUGAUGGUCAGGCUACAACAUCAGGUCUACUUUUGUCUGUGUGCUUCUUAAGUAUAUCUCGUGGUAAACCGCUACAAAAAUUAUCGAAGGCUAGACCUCAGGCUGGUAUUUUCAAUGUUUAUAUUAUGGGAUCUAUCCUUUCUCAAUUUGUUGUUCAUAUUGGUACUUUGAUUUAUCUCACCAAUGAAAUCUAUAGAUUGGAGCCAAGAGAACCUCAAGUUGAUUUGGAAAAAGAAUUUGCUCCAUCAUUGUUGAAUACCGGUAUAUUCAUUAUCCAAUUAGUGCAGCAAGUUUCAACUUUUGCUGUAAAUUAUCAAGGUGAACCAUUCAGAGAAAAUAUUAGAAGUAAUAAGGGUAUGUAUUAUGGUUUAUUGGGUGUUACAGGACUAGCUCUUGCCAGUGCUACUGAAUUCAUUCCUGAAUUAAAUGAAGCCAUGAAGUUUGUUCCAAUGGAAGAUGACUUUAAGAUGAAACUAACUAUUACGUUGUUUGUUGACUUUUUUGGUUGCUGGGGUGCAGAACACUUCUUCAAAUUUUUCUUCAUGGAUGAUACACCUGCUGAUAUAACUGAAGAAAAGGUUAGAAUUCAAGAGAAAAACUAA